AUGAGUCUUGACAUGUAUUUUAAGGUACAUGGGAUAAAUUUGGAAGAUGAAGAAGAUGAGGAAGAUGAGGAAGAUGAGCUUAAUGAUGCUGCAAAUGAUGAGGGUAAUGGAGGACAAGCUAGUAAUGAAGGCACAAUAAAGAAGAAAACUCGUGGAAAGACUAUGUGCAAAAAGUUUCAUGCCACUGAUUUUAAUGAUCGACGGGAGGUGAAAUUUUUUGGAGGGCAGCCUAUAGGUCCAACCAAGGAGGUUGUAUCUAACCUCAACCAACUCUUGGGCACAACAGUUAGAAAUCCUCGUUUUGUGACUUUGCUAUAUACUAGUUGGCAUGGUGUGUCUAAAAACCUCAAAGAGGACAUGUGGGAGUAUGCCAAUGUUGUAUCUACUAAGAAUGCUGAAAAUAGGUCAAAGCAAACAUGUCCUCACCGAAUGGGUUCCAUAAAUUUUGGAAUAGUGCGCAAGCAGCUGCGCGACUCUAAAGAGAACAGUGAAGAACCAUCAAGAGUUGAAGUUUUCAUAGCAACUCGCACAAGUAAAAAAGGAAAAGAAAUUAAUGCUAAAACGCAAAGCACAAUUGCUGAACUUCAAACCCGCAUAGAGGCAGGGGAAAAUGAUGAGGAUGCAUUUAUAGGAGUGUUAGGAAAUGACCAACCAGGUCGAGUUCGUUGUUUUGGGGCUUCGAUUACAAAAAGCUCUCUUAAAAAGGAUGAGGAGAUUCAACAAGUCAAGGUUGAAUACAACAAGAAGGUUGAAUCAUUAGAGAAGAAGAUGGAUGGUGUAUGUAGUUUAUUAAAGGUAUUGGUGCACCAAGUCAACCCUGGAAUGAGUGAGGAAGAGGUAGCAGCCUUAGUGCAAGCUGCCCAAAAUUUUCCUUUGGAUGCCUCAAGUAGCAGACCGAGAAAUACUCCUCGCUCCUCCGAAUCAACUCAUAUUCCUCCCAAAGAUACUCCAGAAGGAAUUAAUGGCUCUCAUGGUAUAUCUCAUUUUGCUUGA
This is a messenger RNA of Arachis duranensis, 993 nucleotides long. RefSeq lists its product as uncharacterized. The coding region runs from base 1 to 993 and encodes 330 amino acids. The transcript is spliced from 6 exons. The record is from RefSeq and is a predicted model, not a curated record. NCBI's taxonomy places the organism in Eukaryota, Viridiplantae, Streptophyta, Magnoliopsida, Fabales, Fabaceae.